Molecule: messenger RNA, 2754 nt
Organism: Annulohypoxylon truncatum
Lineage: Eukaryota; Fungi; Ascomycota; Sordariomycetes; Xylariales; Hypoxylaceae
Product: permease for cytosine/purines, uracil, thiamine, allantoin-domain-containing protein
Exons: 3
Coding region: 710-2392 (560 amino acids)
Biological process (GO): nucleobase transport; transmembrane transport
Cellular component (GO): plasma membrane
Molecular function (GO): nucleobase transmembrane transporter activity
Source: RefSeq, a predicted model, not a curated record
GUUUACGAUCCCGAUAUUUACCUAACGCUGUUUGCUCUUCAUUGGCCAAUCAAUUGCUUAUCUUUUCCUACCUUAUCUAUAUUAGCGGCGAGACCGAAGUCAACUUGGAAGGCUUUUAGGAAUGUGCAAUGUCUUAGCCACAUGCACCCGGUAAGAUGAUGAGGUAGGCGGGUAGAUACCUUUCUAGGUGGUUCAGGUGCCCAGUCAGUCAGGCGAGUGCCCGGCACCUAGGUGCCUAGUAGUGUGGGGGAGUCCUUGAGAGCUGGAAACGUACCUAUUUCGUUGUUGGUCGCAAGGGUCCAAGGUUAUCAGCCAUGGCAGCACGAAAAGGAUUAAUAUCGUUGACAAGCUUGAAGGAUGUAAUACUUUUCUCUUCCUUACUUCGAUCUUGUUAUCUUGGCUCAGAAAAUUUUUCUUAUUUGCUUCUAGUCCCUGCUAGAUAGUCUUUUCCAAUCUCCUAAUAUCGCUCGUUUACUUGUGGUUCGACUAUCUAGAGUUUCGACGUAAGAUGCUUGACGCCCGCAAGCCGAACUUAAAUAUCCUGUUUCUGGCCUAAGUACCUGUCCUGUUCGGCGGUCGCGUCAUGAGCAGAUCCUUCACACGUGUCUAAACCUUGGGAAGUUCUCAUUACUCGAAAAUUACCUAACAAGACGGAAACGGAAACUUAUUCGACUCCUCCCCUAGGCCGAGUAUUGGCCUCGUUUUCACCAUGGAGAGGCUUCACAAUUCAAAGCUUAGUUCAUGGGCAGAAAAGAUUGCCGUGGACAAUGAAGAUGGUCUCACCACGGCCCAGUUGAUGUUAACAAAUCAUGAUCUUAAGCCUGUCGAGCCUGAACGUCGCCAAUGGGGGGCAUGGAACUUUGUGGGCUUUUGGAUUGCCGAUUCCUUCAACAUCAACACCUGGAUGAUUAGCUCGUCAAUGAUCGUAGGCGGGCUCUCUUGGUGGCAGUCGUGGCUUUGCGUGUGGAUCGGGUACUCCAUUGCUGGCUGCUUCAUCUGUAUGACCGGUCGCAUUGGUGCGAUGUACCAUAUUGGAUUCCCAGUCGUGAACCGCUCGAGCUUUGGGAUAUGGGGCUGCCUUUGGCCCGUGUUCAAUCGUGCCGCUAUGGCUUGCAUUUGGUACGGGGUUCAAUCCUAUAUCGGUGGGGAAUGUGUGUACCUGAUGAUCCGAUCUAUCUGGCUCAGUUGGGACCGCGAUCGCAUUCCAAACUCGUUUUCGCCUGACUCGGGGACCACUACCGCUGAUUAUGUUUCUUUUUUCAUCUUCUGGCUCGUGUCUCUACCGGCCAUUUGGUUUCCCGUGCACAAGAUUCGACAUCUUUUUACCGUCAAGGCCUACUUUGUACCCUGUGCCGGCGUCGCCUUCUUGAUCUGGGCUUUAGUUCGCGCUGGCGGACCGGGCCCUAUCGUUAGGAAAGGUGCGACGGUAGAGGGUACUGACCUUGCUUGGCAGUUCAUCAAGGGGGUUAUGAGUUCCAUCGCGAACUUUGCAACUCUCAUCGUCAACGACCCUGAUUUCUCUCGUUUCUCAAGCAAGCCACGUGAUGCACUUUGGUCACAGCUUUUCACAAUUCCUAUCGGGUUUGCUGUAACCUCCUUGAUCGGUAUACUGGUCUCAUCUAGCUCGGUCAUCAUCUAUCCCGGAACCGAUCCAAUCUGGGAUCCCCUUAAGCUGUUGGAGAGGUUCAUUGACGACGGUGGUUCUGGUCAGCGCUUUGGUGUAUUCGUUAUCGCCCUUGCUUUUGCGCUGGCUCAAUUAGGAACAAACAUUGCGGCCAACUCGGUUUCGGCCGGAACCGACAUGACGGCUCUGCUCCCGCGAUUCAUUAACAUUCGGCGUGGCGGUUAUAUAUGUGCUCUUGUUGGCUUGGCCAUGUGUCCCUACACCCUACUUACGUCGGCAAACCAAUUCACAACAUACCUCUCGUCUUAUUCGGUCUUCCUCAGUUCAAUCGCCGGCGUCAUGUGCAGCGACUAUUAUUUCGUCCGCAAAGGCUACCUUGAAAUCAGGGAGCUGUAUGACGCUCGCAAGACCGGACCGUAUUACUAUGCCUAUGGUUUCCACUGGAGAGCUUACGCAGCAUAUAUCAGUGGUAUCCUUAUUAAUGUGGUUGGUUUCGCUGGUGCCGUAAAUGGCGGCAACGUCCCUAUAGGGGCAACGUACAUUUACAACUUCAAUUUCUUCUGCGGCUUCAUCAUCUCCGCGGGAAUGUACUGGAUUUUGUGCAAGCUAUCUCCCAUCCCAGCUUGCAGCGAUACUUGGAUGGAAGUGGGCGAUCAGAUCGACGAAGUCAGACUGGCGUACGAUCAAAGUAGCCAGCAAGAAGAAGAGUUUGAAGAGGACGCGGCUCUGGGUAAUAAGUACGACAAGAACCACCAGAAAACGGUAUAAAAAUGAGGACGAGCUAUUUUUUGUUAAUUACUUAGAUGUCAGGUAUCACAUUGACGUGUUUUUGGCAUUGGGUUAGGUAGGUGUUCAUUCACACGGCGGAUCUGACACUGGCUUCAAUGUUGUCAUCAUAUCUAGGAAUGGGUACUGUGUGUGUAUAUGAUAAAAGUCUAGGUAAUGAAAAAUCAGGACAUUCAAUAUCUAGGUAUUAUGGAUGUCUUAUUUUAUUCGUUCUUGCUCAUUAAAAUACCUAGACGUAGAUAUGGACGGUACCUUCCUUGUAAGCACGGUUAGGUGCUAGGUAUGUGCAAAGUGCACUUAUGACGGGUACGGUACUUCAGGUGGUACAGCCUGAUCUGUGCGCU